AUUAUCAUUGGAGAUUACUCAAAAUUCAAAAUAACCAAAUAAUAAAUGAUAUUUAAAAUUUAUAUUUUUAUUUUUAAUAUUUUUAUGGACUUAUGCCUAUAAUGCCUACUGCCAACUGCCUGUGUUAAAAUAAUUGAAUAUUUAACAAUAUCAAUUUUAUUUAGUGAAUAUUAUAUUCAAUUUAAACUUUUAAAGCUUAAAAUCAUGUUAAAACUCACAGCUAAGGAUAUUAACUAUUACAAUUGAUAAAACGAAAAUAAUAGAAAUGUAUUGAUUCAAAUUUAUUUUAUAGACUCAGAAGACCGAUUUAAUUAAGACUUAGUUUGAAAGAAAAAUGUCUAAUAAGGAUGAUAUAGAUUAUGAUGUAGGUAGUUAUAGAUGUGAAGGCUCGGUAGAGCAUUUUAAAUUCAGAAUAUGUUUAGAAAUAUCUCGUACAUCAUUUCACCAUAAAAAUACUGAAAUUGAAAAAAAGUAUACGAAAAGAAUUGAAAAAGUAUUUCAUUGGAUGGAAAAAACAUUAGAUGAACCACAAGAUCAAAAUGAUUUAGAAGAAACAUCAUCAUCAAUUGAAGGAAAACUUUUAGAUAGCCAUCUAAAAACCAAAUUUAAUCAACAUAAUGGCCGUACAAUUCUGCAUGAAGUUAUGGGUCAUGAUAAUACACUCACCGAAUCAUUUAAGAAAAUGGGCUUAAUGAAUAAUAAAGAUUAUAAAAAAAAUGCAUAUUUUUUUACUAAAAAUGUUAUUGAUAAUUUACCAUCUGACAUUUCAAAAUUGCAAAAUAGAUUACCAAAUUUCAAUCAAAUAAUGCAUGUUCUUCUUGAUCUUGGAAAUAAUGGUACAGACAACAAAGAAAAUAAUCUUGUAUUAGCAUCAUUAUAUUGGAAUCCAAACAGUCAUAUUAUGACAAUAUUUCCUGAUUUUACAACUAACAAUUGUUCAGGAUAUAUACUUCCAAUUAGUACAGUGAAAGAUUCAUGUUUUGAGUACCGAUUUUGGAUAGAAAAUCUAUCAAACGAAUCUCUAGAGCUGAUAACUGAUACUGUAAAUUUUCAUCUACUCAAAUUGGAUAACUAUGAAUUUUAUAUACCAGAGACUGAUACUAUAGAAAUAUUUGCUGAAAUAACUUCUGCUAGCGGAUUUGAAUAUGACAAUUUAUUUAUUCGUUAUUUUAUUGAUCUUCCAUCAGGAUGGGAAUGUGCAAGUACCAAUUCACUCAGUGGAACUACUCAUACGUGUCGACGAAAUAACAAUAUGACAUCCAUAUUUUCAUAUCUAUUCAAUGUUACAAUAAUAUUACCAAAAACAAUUGAUCAGCCUAAAGAUCAACCUAUUAACUCUGCAUUUAUAACAUUUAUUAUCUAUUCAAUUGAUUCGUGGAACAAAGAACGAGUUGAAGGAUAUGCAUCAUAUCAAAUUCCAAAAUUCUCUACUCCAAUAUCUUAUAAAACCAAUAUUAAAUUAGAAGCGUGGUUACCAAAAUCUAGAAAUUGUGUUCAUAAUUUACAAAGAUAUUUUAUUGGUGGAACAGUAAAGUUGGCUGAACCUAAUUAUACAAAUGUUCCUACCAAUUUCAAUGAAAAGUUGUUAAGUAAAUUUGGAAUGGAAACUGAACAUAGAGGUUCGCUGAAUAUUACACUUAGUAAUCUAAUGCAACGUUGUAAAAGCAUUGAAAAUAUUAAUAAUAUUAAUACUAGUGACAUUGUAUCUGCUCAAGCGCUAGUAAAAAGUGUCAACAAUGUAAUGGCUAGUUUCAAAAGAGCACGGCAAAGAAUGCUUUUAGCUUGCCAACCAAUAUUAAGUCCAUCACAUAAUUAAUUCAUUUUUUUAAAUUAAAUUAUUACUAAUUAUAAAAUACUCAGAUUAACGCAUUUUCAUUCUAGUCAAUAUUUAUAUAUUAUAUAUUAAACAUAAAUAAUUAUUGUCAAUAAAAAAUUAUUUAUACUUA
This is a messenger RNA of Rhopalosiphum maidis (corn leaf aphid), 1946 nucleotides long. RefSeq names its product Meckel syndrome type 1 protein (gene Mks1). Gene Ontology annotation, biological process: cilium assembly. Gene Ontology annotation, cellular component: MKS complex. Bases 335 to 1816 code for a protein of 493 amino acids. The transcript is spliced from 8 exons. The record is from RefSeq and is a predicted model, not a curated record. Lineage: Eukaryota; Metazoa; Arthropoda; Insecta; Hemiptera; Aphididae.